Messenger RNA from Protopolystoma xenopodis, 573 nucleotides. NCBI's taxonomy places the organism in Eukaryota, Metazoa, Platyhelminthes, Monogenea, Polystomatidea, Polystomatidae. The record is from the annotation of a GenBank genome assembly.
CUCGAUCUUUUUCCCGUAAAGGCGUCGCGCUCUCGUUUUUCUCCCCUUAAGAAGAUCAAUACAUCUAAAAAAACUAAAUUCAUUCGCAAGCCUGAUGUUUCUGAUGAUGAUGACGUUCCUGAAGAGUGGGACCGUUUCGAGUCUCUUCACGAUGAUCCUUAUAAUAUCGAAAGGGCUAACAAAAUGUCUCUGAAGUAUGAAGACAAAAGUGAUCACCCUUGGGAAAAGGGAGGAUCAGGUUUAGUUUUUCACACAGAUGAGCGUACGUGGCGAAAAUUAGACCCUCUCCGAAAAGAAGAAUUUUUUGAUGAGCCUUCAAGCUUUGACUGGGACAUUGAUAUGGAGGCAUAUGAAGACAUUGGGGCGGCUUAUAGAAAAGGCUGUGAUAUGGAUACUCUUCAGUUGAUAGAAAUGCAUAAACAUCGUGAAGAAGAAUUUUAUCAUUGUUUAGAAAAAGAUAAGACGAUUAAAAGUGGUAUUGCUUAUUCACAAAGCCUCCUUCAGGUAAACCUUUCGUCUAUUUGCUUAAAAUAUUUUUGCUUAGGCUUCUAUAUAAUUAAAUUAACUAUAUGA